CCGACGGCCUGACCUUUCACGGAUUAGAUGAUGGGCGUUUGGCUGACGGCCCUGCUGGGCACCGUCCUAGUGGUGACGGCUGCGACAGCCAGAGAGGGCACGGACCGCAAGCUGAACAUCGAUCCCGUGCUACGCAAUGCGCUCCUGCGGGCCCUGCGCCACUUGAAGGAGCGCCAGGAGGAGGAGCGCCAGGAGCAGGAGCUACUCGGGGACGCCAACACGACCGAGGAGAACUACGCGACCACCAUCCUGGACGAGCUGCUCGAGGAGAGCACGGCGGCCGACGAGAGCGGGCGGCCGAACACCGUCAACUACCACACGUAUGUCGCGGCGGCAGCGGCGGCACAGGCAGCAUCGGUGGCCACGGCGGACGGUAGUAGCGAUGACGACAGUGGCGGUGGCGGCGGCGGCGAGUCCCAGGACGAGGUGGCCCCGAGCGACGACCGUGACACGAACGAGAUCAUCAAAACGAUCAUCAUCGCGAAACCGAAGGCGACGGUCGGGCCGGCCAAGCAGGAGGCCGACAACGAGAUCGUGCCGGUGGCGGCCCUCAUCACCGAGGCCCCCGGGACCCCGCUACCGGUGCCGGGCACCGGCACCAGUGUUGCUAGCCGGGGCUCCGCCGGAGCGGACCAGCCGACCGCGGGUCCGACGACCUCGAGCGUCCCCAGCACCGAGGCUCCCACCCACAACGAGGACGGCGAAAACAUCGAGCAGGUCAAGUCCGAGGACGUGAAGAUCCAGCAGGCACCGCUCGUCGCGGCCUUCACCGUCCAGCAGGACGGGCUGGGCGUCCCGCGAAACGUCAUACCGCUGCUGCUGCAGAGCCCGCCGCCCCGACCCACGGCCGUCGAGAGUGGAUCGCCGCCCCCGCCGGCCAGUCAGCCGUUCAACGCACAGACGGGCCAGGUGCAGGGUGGCGGCUUCAAGCCCGCGCUGGUGGUGGCGGCGCCGCAGGCACCAGUGCAGCCGCCGACGAACCAACCGCUGGUGGCGCCCCCACUCAGCACGCGGGGGCUCGAGGAGAAGACGCGCCUGCUAGAGCAGCAGCUGAUCGCGCUGCAGAAACAGCAGCGUGCCCAGGAGCAGCUACUGCGGGCCAAGAUCCAGGGCCAGGAGCAGGCCAUCUUCCAGCAGCAGCAGCUGCUGCAGCAUCAGAAGCAACGCCUCGACGAAGAGACGCGUCUGCAACUCCUGCGCUUCGAGCAGGACCAACGCCUUUUCCGCCAGCAACAGCAGCAGCAGCAGCAGCAGCAACAACAAAUUCCACAGUUCCAGCAACUGACCUUCAAGCCACAACCGCUACCGCUAGCGCUACAAAAGCAGCAGCAGCUACCACAGCUGCCAGCGCCACUGCAGGCGGCACCGCAGCCAACGUUCAUACAGGAGCUACCCAGACCGAUCCCGGCCGUGCAGUUCAUCCCGAGCGUGAGCCUGCCGGGCGGGAAGCCGAUCCCGGUCUCGGUGGAGCAGCAGCUCCCGUUCAAGGAGGCGGUCGACUUCCAGCCAGUGCCACCGCAGGCCGGACCGGCAGGCCCCAAAGCCGCCGUCACCUCCGUCGAGCAGGUGAAGUCGGUCACACUCCAGCAGCAGCCGCCGCAACCACAGCUGUCCCGCGAUCAGGCCCUACCGCUCAAGCCGUUCCAACCGUUCCACCUGCUCCCGGUGCUGCCCCCGCAGCACGCGCCCGGCUCGUUCCUGCCACCGCUCGCAGCCCAGCCCGGGCCCAGCCCGUUCGACCAGCAGCUGCUGCCGCUCCAGCAGCGCCACCGUGUGUUCCGCCAGGAGCCACCGACCGGCAACUUCGGACCGGGACCGGCGCUACCGGCACCCUUCACCUGGUCUUCGCAGCCGCUGGUGAGCGACAGCCAGAACCUGCAGCACCUGCUGCUCCAGUCCGGCAUCACGGCGCGCUCGGCCGAGGACUUCAACAUCAUCACCAAGGUGCUCGCCCUGAACCACGGCAUCCCGGAGGCCUCGUCGCAGCGCAUGUUCGCCAAGCUGAGCCCGGACCAGCAGCGGCAGCUGCUGUUCCGGAAGUGAGCGGUCAGACUCUCGCGCCAGGACGCGACUUUACUGCGCGACCCCCACGCGACACACUCCUCGAUUCUGCCAUAUUUAUUAUCACCCCCCCACCCUGACGUGCACACGUGGCGUUUAGAGUCAGGUUCACCGGUUCACUCUUCAUCCAUCCGCGCUCUGCUAUCCCGCUCCCGGCAGUCGCGCCAACCCACCGGGAGCCCAACGGGGCGCCAACGUUUCAUUUGGCGUCUGGGUCUGGGUCUCGGUUUCGACGCACACUGUCGAACGUACGGUGGCUUAAGGUAAGGUAUGUAAGGUACUCCGCGGAGCGCACAAACGGACGCACAUGACACAGGCAUGGAGAGGGCAUGGAGUGUGUCCGCGGGCUCCCGUUUAGAGAAUAUUAAAUAGAGUUACUCCGGACACUGUACUCGGGUCCAUCGGUGUACUCCACACCGGAUGGACGGGCGGGGGAGGUGCUGCUCUUUAAUAAACGAA
Messenger RNA from Anopheles bellator, 2520 nucleotides. RefSeq names its product mediator of RNA polymerase II transcription subunit 15-like. The record is from RefSeq and is a predicted model, not a curated record. Bases 28 to 2043 code for a protein of 671 amino acids. Lineage: Eukaryota; Metazoa; Arthropoda; Insecta; Diptera; Culicidae. The transcript is spliced from 3 exons.